AUGCCUGAACUCAUUCGCGGCAGCCUGUCGUUCGACGACCCAAGUCAGCCCAGACUGCAUGCACCGACAUCCUCAAGUCCUGAUCGAGGCGCUGUCUCUCCUGACUCUGCCACAUCACCCAGUAGCGUUGGUCAUCUUGCCCUUGGAUCUGCCCGCCCUCAUGUCGACCACCACCGACAUAGUUCCUCAUUCUGGCCUGAAGGGCGCGAUCGAAUGCGCCACGCCGAAGCAGAAGUCUAUUAUGACAGUCGCGCUGCCACGAAAAAGGAGUUUCAUCGGAGAGCUAGUAACUUACAACAAUACUACAAGGAGAAUCCAAAGUUGCUUCCACAGUUACCGUUCACAUGGCAUCAUGGUGUGCGGCGUUUCAGGCUCGGUGCACUCAUCGUCCUAAUGUGGAUUGAUGCAUGUGUCGUGCCUAUUGCCCUUUACUACGGACUUUAUUAUGGCGGCCACGUCCCAAACUGGAUCACCUUUGCCGUCGUCACAACAAUUUGGGGAGGUCCCACAUAUCUCGAGUUUGCCAUCCGCACGUUGAGGCUUAUCAAGAAGGAACGCUUUUACCGGCCGCUAGGGACAAACAGUCGUUGGUGCUUCGAUGUGGUCACAUGGACGUCGGUGGUCUCUAUAACAGCGGCCACGGCACUGUUCAUCGUCGGAAGCGCUCCGCACAUCGUCUGGCUAAGGGUUCUCUGCAUGCCUGCGCCGUCCUUGUUAUACUCACUAGGUGGCAUUAUGGGACUGCUCACGUUUUAUCAUAUGCGUGGUUGGAAAGCGCCAUUCCGCCUCAGUUCUACAGGCAAGGGGGAGACGGUCAAGCCUGGUGUGUACUACUUCAUUGAAGAUGUCGUAGCAGUCAACGCCAGUGCUGGAAGACCGUACCGGGAAGCACUUGCCGCUCGUUACGGCGCAAGUCCACGAUUCCGACAAAUGAUAUAUAACCUGUCACUCUUCUGGUCCAUCCCGGCUCUAAUCAUUGCUAUACCGCUCACAGUCAUUGCUGUGAUACACUCUGUUCCUGCAACAGUGGCCUACGGCAUCUGCUGGGCUGUGCCAUUUAUCUGGGCUACUAUUUGGGCAUUCAUCAGCGUACGCUGGGUCCGAAGGGACAUGCGCAGAGAAAGAGAGGAGUGGGAAACCGACAAAGGUUUCGUGAUCCCCGAUACCAAAAAGGAUCAGAAACCCCACCAUCCUGACGCCGGAGCACACCAGCAAUGUUAA
Lithohypha guttulata is the source of this 1221-nucleotide messenger RNA. RefSeq lists its product as uncharacterized. Lineage: Eukaryota; Fungi; Ascomycota; Eurotiomycetes; Chaetothyriales; Trichomeriaceae. The transcript has 2 exons. The coding region runs from base 1 to 1221 and encodes 406 amino acids. The record is from RefSeq and is a predicted model, not a curated record.